GUAACUUCGCGCGAAUUCGGUUACGUUCUGUAACCAAGGUUGUAUCCUGGCACGAUCUCGGUAUCCUUUCGAUGCCACGAGAUCGCCAGCAAAUAUAACUCGACUUGGUCCAUUAAUUGCCUUCUGAUAUUUGGCUUCUCGGGGAUUUUAUGGAGUCAUUUGGAACGAGCUUCUUACGCCUUCUGAUCUAUUUGGCACGUGUUUCUUGGUAGCGGUGUUCAUAGUUAAUCUCAACUCGACGCCACGCUACAAUUGGUGACCCGUAUUUUGGAACACGCCUCUGCUUCUGGUCAAAUCUUCCAAAGAAGCCAAUUCGGUGAGUCUAUGAUUUAUCUAUCCACGUCUGUCGUAUAUUUUCAUAUUUAAUAUAUAAUAUACUCGACAUGACGGAUAACGAUAAGAAUAGUAUUAAUAUAAUAGACUCACAUGUAUGUGUACCGAAUCCUUGUUACUUUUUAUUCGCGUGACGAUGAAUUCCACGCUUUAUUCGAGAAAUUUUCCCCUAUUAACUAUUCUCCUCGCUGACCCGGCUGCUUGGUACGGAAUGCAUUCGCAUACGCAUUAACGUCUACCUCCCAGCAUCAAAUGGUUAAGUUGAACGGUUUCAUUGCCAACUUAAAAGUGCUCUACGAGCACACGAGAACGACAACUGGUACGAAACCUUAUCGCUCGUCCUCUUAGGUAUUCGAACGAGCUUGAAGGCAGAUAUACAAUGUUCCGCCGCUGAAAUGGUAUACGGCACGACAUUGCGUCUGCCCGGAGAAUUCUUCACACCACGGAGCAGACCUAAUUUCGGUAAAUCAGACAACGUCCGUCGACUGUCUGCAUUUAUGUGAACGCUGUCUCCGGUGUCAACUCGAAUACAACAUCGACAGGUCGCUCUCCCUCGAGAGUUAUCUACCUGUUCACAUGUUUUUGUACGAGUAGAUUCGGUACGCAAACCUUGGCAACAACCUUACGAAGGCCCUUUUCACGUGAUCGCUCGUCACGAAAAGACCUUCAAGGUUGAUCGAUAUGGACGCGUCGAGAUCGUCAGCGUUGAUCGUCUCAAACCAGCACACGUCGAUGACAGUGCCCUAUCUGGUAACCUGAGAUUCAAUGCUAGACCUAUUAAACCUAGCGGGAUCCUUAAAUCUUCUUCAGGUCCCACGCUAGAUACAUCUGAGACCUCAUUCUCACGUCCCGGUCAACAGCACGCGUCAUCUGCACCGUCUACGGACGAGACGAUAGUCUCAUGUCCAGAUCAGCAGACCACGCCGCCCUUGACUUCGGAUGAGAUUGCAGGCUCACGCGACGCGAACGAGACUAUCGUCUCACGUUCCGGUCGCCGAGUACGGUUACCCGUACGCUUCCGCGACUAGUCGCACAGUUAACAACCGAUACGGUGUAGGAUUAUUCCUAUACUACACGCAUGCUACACUCUUCUUUUUUGAUUUUCUUUUUGUUUCCUGAGCCCACGCCUUCGACCACCUCCGUUUGGUUCCGUCGACUUCAGUCAACUUUGGCGAAAGCUGGCCUGAUCACCCAUGCUCUUGUCAACGCACUCAGUCGAUAUAUUGGUUUCGAAUGCUUGGCAUACGCUUGGUCUCGAACUUGGUCGUUACGGUCGCUUCUGGUCUUUUGGCUCAACGUGGUUUCGUCCUUCGUCUGCAGCGUUUCUGGUCCGCUUUCCCCACGAACGCAAUCUUCAGAUUCUGGAUACAAACCACUCUGGUGUAGCAUGCCAACUCAAGCAAUAAAUACAACACAUCGCUCCUGGUACCGUUCUCCGAAAACGACCUUCGUUGGCAACUCGACGAUCAACGAUCGCUUUCCUGUUCGCCAAUUCUUCCGUCCUACAAUCGCUCGUCAGCCGAUCAGUCCCACGAUUCAAACCGCUAUUUAUCGAAAGUGUAAACCCUUUCUAGCGGGGGCUCCUGUAGUGACUCACAUUUAUCACGAGAACACGACUGGUUUAAUAAAAACAAUUAUUAUUAUAACCAACUGUACCAGUGUUUGUUUUAAUGUGCUUUUGUUUGACUGUGCUAAUGACAGCUAUUUUGUGCUUCCAUUCUUAUACUGACACUUCGAUUGUAACUUCGCGCGAAUUCGGUUACGUUCUGUAACCAAGGUUGUAUCCUGGCACGAUCUCGGUAUCCUUUCGAUGCCACGAGAUCGCCAGCAAAUAUAACUCGACUUGGUCCAUUAAUUGCCUUCUGAUAUUUGGCUUCUCGGGGAUUUUAUGGAGUCAUUUGGAACGAGCUUCUUACGCCUUCUGAUCUAUUUGGCACGUGUUUCUUGGUAGCGGUGUUCAUAGUUAAUCUCAACUCGACGCCACGCUACAAUUGGUGACCCGUAUUUUGGAACACGCCUCUGCUUCUGGUCAAAUCUUCCAAAGAAGCCAAUUCGGUGAGUCUAUGAUUUAUCUAUCCACGUCUGUCGUAUAUUUUCAUAUUUAAUAUGUAAUAUACUCGACAUGACGGAUAACGAUAAGAAUAGUAUUAAUAUAAUAGACUCACAUGUAUGUGUACCGAAUCCUUGUUACUUUUUAUUCGCGUGACGAUGAAUUCCACGCUUUAUUCGAGAAAUUUUCCCCUAUGGACUAUUCUCCUCGCUGAACCGGCUGCUUGGUACGGAAUGCAUUCGCAUACGCAUUAACGUCUACCUCCCAGUAUCAAAUGGUUAAGUUGAACGGUUUCAUUGCCAACUUAAAAGUGCUCUACGAGCACACGAGAACGACAACUGGUACGAAACCUUAUCGCUCGUCCUCUUAGGUAUUCGAACGAGCUUGAAGGCAGAUAUACAAUGUUCCGCCGCUGAAAUGGUAUACGGCACGACAUUGCGUCUGCCCGGAGAAUUCUUCACACCACGGAGCAGACCUAAUUUCGGUAAAUCAGACAACGUCCGUCGACUGUCUGCAUUUAUGUGAACGCUGUCUCCGGUGUCAACUCGAAUACAACAUCGACAGGUCGCUCUCCCUCGAGAGUUAUCUACCUGUUCACAUGUUUUUGUACGAGUAGAUUCGGUACGCAAACCUUUGCAACAACCUUACGAAGGCCCUUUUCACGUGAUCGCUCGUCACGAAAAGACCUUCAAGGUUGAUCGAUAUGGACGCGUCGAGAUCGUCAGCGUUGAUCGUCUCAAACCAGCACACGUCGAUGACAGUGCCCUAUCUGGUAACCUGAGAUUCAAUGCUAGACCUAUUAAACCUAGCGGGAUCCUUAAAUCUUCUUCAGGUCCCACGCUAGAUACAUCUGAGACCUCAUUCUCACGUCCCGGUCAACAGCACGCGUCAUCUGCACCGUCUACGGACGAGACGAUAGUCUCACGUCCAGAUCAGCAGACCACGCCGCCCUUGACUUCGGAUGAGAUGGCAGGCUCACGCGACGCGAACGAGACUAUCGUCUCACGUUCCGGUCGCCGAGUACGGUUACCCGUACGCUUCCUCGACUAGUCGCACAGUUAACAACCGAUACGGUGUAGGAUUACUCCUAUACUACACGCAUGCUACACUCUUCUUUUUUUGAUUUUCUUUUUGUUUCCUGAGCCCACGCCUUCGACCACCUCCGUUUGGUUCCGUCGACUUCAGUCAACUUUGGCGAAAGCUGGCCUGAUCACCCAUGCUCUUGUCAACGCACUCAGUCGAUAUAUUGGUUUCGAAUGCUUGGCAUACGCUUGGUCUCGAACUUGGUCGUUACGGUCGCUUCUGGUCUUUUGGCUCAACGUGGUUUCGUCCUUCGUCUGCAGCGUUUCUGGUCCGCUUUCCCCACGAACGCAAUCUUCAGAUUCUGGAUACAAACCACUCUGGUGUAGCAUGCCAACUCAAGCAAUAAAUACAACACAUCGCUCCUGGUACCGUUCUCCGAAAACGACCUUCGUUGGCAACUCGACGAUCAACGAUCGCUUUCCUGUUCGCCAAUUCCUCCGUCCUGCAAUCGCUCGUCAGCCGAUCAGUCCCACGAUUCAAACCGCUAUUUAUCGAAAGUGUAAACCCUUUCUAGCGGGGGCUCCUGUAGUGACUCACAUUUAUCACGAGAACACGACUGGUUUAAUAAAAACAAUUAUUAUUAUAACCAACUGUACCAGUGUUUGUUUUAAUGUGCUUUUGUUUGACUGUGCUAAUGACAGCUAUUUUGUGCUUCCAUUCUUAUACUGACACUUCGAUUGUAACUUCGCGCGAAUUCGGUUACGUUCUGUAACCAAGGUUGUAUCCUGGCACGAUCUCGGUAUCCUUUCGAUGCCACGAGAUCGCCAGCAAAUAUAACUCGACUUGGUCCAUUAAUUGCCUUCUGAUAUUUGGCUUCUCGGGGAUUUUAUGGAGUCAUUUGGAACGAGCUUCUUACGCCUUCUGAUCUAUUUGGCACGUGUUUCUUGGUAGCGGUGUUCAUAGUUAAUCUCAACUCGACGCCACGCUACAAUUGGUGACCCGUAUUUUGGAACACGCCUCUGCUUCUGGUCAAAUCUUCCAAAGAAGCCAAUUCGGUGAGUCUAUGAUUUAUCUAUCCACGUCUGUCGUAUAUUUUCAUAUUUAAUAUGUAAUAUACUCGACAUGACGGAUAACGAUAAGAAUAGUAUUAAUAUAAUAGACUCACAUGUAUGUGUACCGAAUCCUUGUUACUUUUUAUUCGCGUGACGAUGAAUUCCACGCUUUAUUCGAGAAAUUUUCCCCUAUGGACUAUUCUCCUCGCUGAACCGGCUGCUUGGUACGGAAUGCAUUCGCAUACGCAUUAACGUCUACCUCCCAGUAUCAAAUGGUUAAGUUGAACGGUUUCAUUGCCAACUUAAAAGUGCUCUACGAGCACUCGAGAACGACAACUGGUACGAAACCUUAUCGCUCGUCCUCUUAGGUAUUCGAACGAGCUUGAAGGCAGAUAUACAAUGUUCCGCCGCUGAAAUGGUAUACGGCACGACAUUGUGUCUGCCCGGAGAAUUCUUCACACCACGGAGCAGACCUAAUUUCGGUAAAUCAGACAACGUCCGUCGACUGUCUGCAUUUAUGUGAACGCUGUCUCCGGUGUCAACUCGAAUACAACAUCGACAGGUCGCUCUCCCUCGAGAGUUAUCUACCUGUUCACAUGUUUUUGUACGAGUAGAUUCGGUACGCAAACCUUUGCAACAACCUUACGAAGGCCCUUUUCACGUGAUCGCUCGUCACGAAAAGACCUUCAAGGUUGAUCGAUAUGGACGCGUCGAGAUCGUCAGCGUUGAUCGUCUCAAACCAGCACACGUCGAUGACAGUGCCCUAUCUGGUAACCUGAGAUUCAAUGCUAGACCUAUUAAACCUAGCGGGAUCCUUAAAUCUUCUUCAGGUCCCACGCUAGAUACAUCUGAGACCUCAUUCUCACGUCCCGGUCAACAGCACGCGUCAUCUGCACCGUCUACGGACGAGAUGAUAGUCUCACGUCCAGAUCAGCAGACCACGCCGCCCUUGACUUCGGAUGAGAUGGCAGGCUCACGCGACGCGAACGAGACUAUCGUCUCACGUUCCGGUCGCCGAGUACGGUUACCCGUACGCUUCCUCGACUAGUCGCACAGUUAACAACCGAUACGGUGUAGGAUUACUCCUAUACUACACGCAUGCUACACUCUUCUUUUUUUGAUUUUCUUUUUGUUUCCUGAGCCCACGCCUUCGACCACCUCCGUUUGGUUCCGUCGACCUCAGUCAACUUUGGCGAAAGCUGGCCUGAUCACCCAUGCUCUUGUCAACGCACUCAGUCGAUAUAUUGGUUUCGAAUGCUUGGCAUACGCUUGGUCUCGAACUUGGUCGUUACGGUCGCUUCUGGUCUUUUGGCUCAACGUGGUUUCGUCCUUCGUCUGCAGCGUUUCUGGUCCGCUUUCCCCACGAACGCAAUCUUCAGAUUCUGGAUACAAACCACUCUGGUGUAGCAUGCCAACUCAAGCAAUAAAUACAACACAUCGCUCCUGGUACCGUUCUCCGAAAACGACCUUCGUUGGCAACUCGACGAUCAAUGAUCGCUUUCCUGUUCGCCAAUUCCUCCGUCCUGCAAUCGCUCGUCAGCCGAUCAGUCCCACGAUUCAAACCGCUAUUUAUCGAAAGUGUAAACCCUUUCUAGCGGGGGCUCCUGUAGUGACUCACAUUUAUCACGAGAACACGACUGGUUUAAUAAAAACAAUUAUUAUUAUAACCAACUGUACCAGUGUUUGUUUUAAUGUGCUUUUGUUUGACUGUGCUAAUGACAGCUAUUUUGUGCUUCCAUUCUUAUACUGACACUUCGAUUGUAACUUCGCGCGAAUUCGGUUACGUUCUGUAACCAAGGUUGUAUCCUGGCACGAUCUCGGUAUCCUUUCGAUGCCACGAGAUCGCCAGCAAAUAUAACUCGACUUGGUCCA
This is a messenger RNA of Schistosoma haematobium, 6330 nucleotides long. RefSeq lists its product as uncharacterized. The record is from RefSeq and is a predicted model, not a curated record. The transcript has a single exon. The coding region runs from base 1412 to 2062 and encodes 216 amino acids. NCBI's taxonomy places the organism in Eukaryota, Metazoa, Platyhelminthes, Trematoda, Strigeidida, Schistosomatidae.